This is a messenger RNA of Angiostrongylus costaricensis, 303 nucleotides long. The record is from the annotation of a GenBank genome assembly. NCBI's taxonomy places the organism in Eukaryota, Metazoa, Nematoda, Chromadorea, Rhabditida, Metastrongylidae.
AUGAUGUUCUGUUGUGACCCGUCGUUUGUCGUGGUUCCUACUAGAUUCCCAAUGUCCGUGUUUAAUACGAUCGAGCAGCAGCGCGAUGUGGUUACCUUGAGUGCAAUGACCCCGACGCUUUGGCUAACUGCCAAUCAUCGAUCGCAUCGUGGUGGUCUGGUCGUUGUCGCAAACGGCGAAGAGGUCGCGAGGGUUGUGCAGGGACGCAGAGUGGCGACGAUUGGACGCCGUGCGCGGGGAGAGGGGACACCGUGCCAACCGACCCACCGACCGCAGCCGACCAGCGAGCGUCCUGAUAUGUAA